CGGGCAGAGGCACAGGCGCGGCCUUCGCCGCACCCACUGCGCCCGGGCGAAAGGCAGGUGCCGCCUCCCGCCCGUUCUGAUGUCUUCAAGCUGAAUUACCUGUCCCCAGGCUGAGUCUCGUCACCUUUUGUAAACGAAACUGAUGUCGUCUAGUAUUUUCUUCAAUGGAAGUUGCUUAAUGAAGAACUUUGUAUUUCAAGUAUCACGGCAGGAGGAGGCUUCACUCAGCCCUCCUGCAUGGGCAGGGAUGGCUCAUGGAGAAGCGGUGCCCAGGACAGCGCCAAGCAGUUGGAACCCCCUUGGAACAAGAGCUGACCACAGGCUGUGGCUCACCAAUGAGCCUCAGAGCAGCCUCUGGCGAGGACAUGCCUGAGGCUCUGCCAGGUAGGAUGGGAUCCAGCACAGGUACCUGCACCAUGCCCGCUAGAGACAGCCCACUGCCAAGCAUCCAGGCUUGUUCCUCCUCUUGUGGGCGCCAUCUCUUUUCCACCCACACCAGGACAGUGGGAAGCAGAGUGUGUCCGAGGGGUCAUGGUGAGAGUCCCCAUCCUCCUUCCAUGCCCAGGAGCAGGGAGGGUAUUGAGAGUCAGCAGGAGACUGUGCUGACCUUCCAUGUCUGCAAGGUUUUGGCCAGGUGCCUGAGCUGUUCCCACUGUAGGGGCUGUGUACCUUUGAGGAGGAUUUCUUCAGAGGCUGUAGAAAUGCCACCAGAGCCCAGGGCAGGACCCUCUGCGCCUUCACUGUGGCCAGUAUUGGAAGUGUUACAGCUCUUUAGGGAAAGGUGCUGCCCAGGACCUCAUUCUCUCUUUGCCACUUCCCAUCAGAGUCUCUCUGAUGUCUUUGAAGAGGAGGAUGGAGACCACUUGCACCCACUCGUGACAGCCUCUCCUGGGCACUGCAUGCCUCUCCCUCUGGAGAGGACAUGCUUGCCUUGGGGCUCCAUUACGAUGGUCAAGGGAAAGGAGUAUUUGGUGAGCUCAGGCUGGUUCCUGGCUCUCUGCUUGUCUCUGCAUCAAUGGAGCAGCAUGGGAGGUAGCAGUGAGGAAAAAUGCAUCCUGGCACUUCCCAGGAGUAUGAAUUUGCCUGCAAGGGGACACGGGGAAAAGGAACACAUAGGCCCCUUAGCACUGCAGAAGAGCUGUGGAUGUGCCGUAUCUUUCAAGAGUUGUAGGAACAGCUGCCAGCUGCCCCAGUGGUGAUGGUGACAUCCUGCCCCCCCACCAGGGAACCACACAGCUUGCCCUGCCACCCAAAAGGACCCAGGUAUCCUGCUUUUCAUGGGACAGGUGGCCAAGGCCAGAGUGGGCAGGGGCCACCCAAGGGGAUG
Messenger RNA from Vidua macroura (Pin-tailed whydah), 1327 nucleotides. RefSeq lists its product as uncharacterized. The transcript is spliced from 2 exons. The record is from RefSeq and is a predicted model, not a curated record. Bases 255 to 1199 code for a protein of 314 amino acids. Lineage: Eukaryota; Metazoa; Chordata; Aves; Passeriformes; Viduidae.